This is a messenger RNA of Pocillopora meandrina, 1395 nucleotides long. The record is from the annotation of a GenBank genome assembly. NCBI's taxonomy places the organism in Eukaryota, Metazoa, Cnidaria, Anthozoa, Scleractinia, Pocilloporidae.
AUGAGUCGCGUAUUCUUACUAACCCAAUACACGCCCCACGCAACAGAAAUGUCAUCCGCUUGCAACGAAGAAGAUUCCUCAUCCACGCUGGCCGAGAACAACGACAGUGAAUACUAUGAAGUAGAAGUAUUUAAAUCGCAGGUUGUAACCGUGGCCUCGUGUGGUUUAAAAGAAGACUUGGGAACUGUAGAGAAUAUACGAUAUAAAAGCUGUGGUGAUCCGACUGUUGUUGUGGAAGCUAACAAUGGCGCGACAAGUUCACCCUUACCUGAGGAAACUAAUGGCAAAAAAACUGUUGCUAUUACCAGCAGUACAGAACAUAAAACGAGGCGAUUUAAACGGAUUUCUCUUCCUCAGUGGCUUCUCAAGCCCAGCAGAAAAUCUUCGCAUAACUCAUCUCGAAUACGAAGAAUAACAGGCCCGAGUGGAAAACACAGAAUUUUACGGAUUAACUCGGCACCCAAAACUCUCGGUCCAAGCGGAAACGGUUUUGCCCAUUAUGGCGACGGUGAUAAAUUCCACAUUUUUCACAAGGGCUCAUCGAAAGACAGAGGACAUCAACACAGCUUAUCGGAAUUAAAACCCGUCAAAGAAACGCGAAAAAUUAGAAGGAUUUCACUGCCUGCUCAUGUGUUGGAAGUGGGAUCACCAGCUGUAGAAAAUUCCACGCCUCGCACCCCAGAGCCAACUAGACGGAAUAUAUUCGAUGAAUUAGACGAAAAAUUUAUUCAUUCUUUGCGAAUGGACGAUCCACGAGUCGCAAUUAAAACAAGUUCAAAACCAGGGGCCGCUGGCGAGGAAAAGGUUGAUAGUCCAUCCCAUGAAAACAACAAAGUGGCCUCCGUAGAUCACGAAGGGAAAUUGCCAUCGCCUCGUGGAACGCGCGAGGGAUCCGCUCAAUUUAAAAAUGUGCGGAAAGAGAGUUCCGGAUCAGUAAUUUUUAAACCAUCGCGCCCGGUACUUAAAUUGCACAAGUUUCACAACCCGGACAUAUUUUACGUUCCUUUGCCAGAGGAUGAUUCGCAGAACUUGGACGCUUUGCCACAAAAAUUGUGCCGCGCGCGGCUGAUCAAGCCGAAGAACGAAAACUACAUGAUACAAGAAUGUGUUCGGGAGGAAUUACAAGCGUUUCUACACGACAAGCAGUUUUGUAGUCGAUCUUGCCAACAAUGGUGUCUGGAACUGAGCCAAAACAUUAAAACCUGCGUUCACAAAAUGAAGGAUUGCGAGAGUAAGAUCGCUUGUGUGGUUUACAUUGGCGCGCUUCGUGAACACGGUAUCCACGCGGCCACUCAGUGUAUAUGGGUACCGAAUGAAGACAAUUUUAUAACAGUCAAAUUCAAAAAUAGUUCAAUGAUGGCUAUAGCAUCGGUUCUAGCGAUCAAAUAUGAAUAA